Molecule: messenger RNA, 1126 nt
Organism: Seriola dumerili (greater amberjack)
Lineage: Eukaryota; Metazoa; Chordata; Actinopteri; Carangiformes; Carangidae
Product: complement component C7-like
Exons: 8
Biological process (GO): immune response
Cellular component (GO): membrane attack complex
Molecular function (GO): protein binding
Source: RefSeq, a predicted model, not a curated record
UUUGUCAAUGUAUGCACACACUUUCCCCUUUUUCCCACUGAGUUCUGUGGAAUUAUCCUCUGAGAGUUUUACUCCCUAAAAAGAACAAAACUUAACAUAAAUAACUGUGAAACUGUGCAUCAGCGCCUGUUCAAGACGUUUCUUCUUUGCUGCUCUUCUCUCACCAUGAAGAACAUUGCACAACUCUUUUUAGCAGUCUUGCCAUGGCUGCUAUUCCUGUUCACUCCCAAAGGGUUUUGUUACCAGAGUGUUCAUUGCCAGUGGGGACCUUUUGGUGAUUGGUCAGAGUGUAAUCCCUGCACCAAACUACAGACAAGAAGCAGAGCCAUGGCUGUCUAUGCACAGUUUGGAGGGAACCCCUGUUAUGGAGCACGAACUGAGACCAGGGCCUGCGAAACCACACAAGGAUGCCCUCUAGAGGAAGGAUGUGGAGACAGGUUUCGCUGUGUUUCAGGGAAGUGCAUUAGCCGGUCCCUGGUGUGUAAUGGAGAUCAGGAUUGCGAGGAAGAUGGGCUCGACGAACGUGUCUGUGAUCUUGGACGCAAUAUUGUAUGUCAUAACUCAGUUCCUCUACCUGGCAUUGAACUCCUAGGACUUGGGAUUGAUGUGACAUCAGGGGCGUGGAGGGGCAGUGUUAUCAAUACAAAGAGCUUUGGGGGUCAAUGCCGCACCAUCUUCAGCGGUGUCCACAAGGCUGAGUAUCGACUACCCCUUAGUACUCUCCACUACAGCUAUAUGGUUAAAGCUGAGAAUGAUUUCAGUGAUGAAAUGUACAAAAGUGAAUGGCACUAUUCAAAGGAGAUUACCAAAAGACAUACAGCGUCUGGGACGACAACAGGAUAUCAAAACUAUGACUACCUACAGAGUCGUGGCUGGACUCAGGAACACAGGCUUUUGGUUUUAAAGAAUAACAUAGAGGUAGCUCAAUUCCAGAGUAACUCCCCUCAGUACCUCCCAAUAUCUGAGGAGCUGUGGAGGGUAUUGGCCAAACUUCCAUCUGUCUACGACUACUCCGCCUACAGGAAGGUUCUGGAGAGGUUUGGAACACACUACCUGUCUGAAGGAAGCCUUGGGGGCUCCCUCAGAAUAAUCGCCAGGAUUGAUAGUGAGACUACAAAAUACCUAG